CGCCCCGCUCCGCCCGCGCCCCGUGCGCCUGAGCGCCGAGCUCGCUCCUCCUCCGCGCCAACUCAGCCGCUCGCUCCCCAGGCCGCCCGUGCUCCCAGCGCACCUCCGUGGGCUCCACGCGUCUUGCCCCGCCGAGGCAACCUCCUCCGGGCGCGGGCCCCUGCACACUAUGGCCCCCGGGCGGACGGAGGAAGGCGCCGCGGUGCGCGCCCGCCUGGUGCUGGCCUUCGCGCUGGCGAGUGUUCUGAGCGGCCCCCCCGCUGCCGCCUGCCCCACCAAGUGUACCUGCUCCGCCGCCAGCGUGGACUGCCACGGGCUGGGCCUCCGGGCGGUUCCCCGGGGCAUCCCCCGCAACGCCGAGCGCCUUGACCUGGACAGAAAUAACAUCACCAGGAUCACCAAGACCGAUUUCGCUGGACUCAAGAACCUCCGAGUCUUGCAUCUGGAAGACAACCAGGUCAGCGUCAUCGAGAGAGGCGCCUUCCAGGAUCUGAAGCAGCUGGAGCGAUUGCGCCUGAACAAGAAUAAACUCCAGGUCCUCCCGGAACUGCUUUUCCAGAGCAACCCGAAGCUCACCAGACUAGAUCUGAGCGAAAACCAGAUCCUGGGGAUCCCGAGGAAGGCGUUCCGAGGCAUCGCAGACGUGAAGAACCUGCAACUAGACAACAACCGCAUCAGCUGCAUUGAAGAUGGAGCCUUCCGAGCGCUGCGUGAUUUAGAGAUCCUCACUCUCAAUAACAACAACAUUAGCCGCAUCCUGGUCACCAGCUUCAACCACAUGCCGAAGAUUCGAACCUUGCGCCUCCACUCCAACCACCUGUACUGCGACUGUCACCUGGCCUGGCUCUCAGAUUGGCUGCGACAGCGGCGGACCAUCGGCCAGUUCACUCUCUGCAUGGCUCCUGUGCACCUGAGGGGCUUCAACGUGGCGGACGUGCAGAAGAAGGAGUACGUGUGCCCAGGCCCGCACUCAGAGCCUCCAUCCUGCAAUGCCAACUCCAUCUCCUGCCCUUCAGCCUGCACUUGCAGUAAUAACAUCGUGGACUGUCGAGGGAAGGGCUUGAUGGAGAUCCCCGCCAACUUGCCAGAGGGCAUCGUUGAAAUACGCCUGGAACAGAACUCCAUCAAAUCCAUCCCUGCUGGAGCCUUCACCCAAUACAAGAAACUGAAGCGAAUAGACAUCAGCAAGAAUCAGAUCUCGGACAUCGCUCCAGACGCCUUCCAGGGUCUGAAAUCACUCACAUCUCUGGUGCUCUAUGGGAACAAGAUCACCGAGAUUGCCAAGGGAUUGUUUGACGGGCUGGUGUCCCUACAGCUGCUGCUCCUCAAUGCCAACAAGAUCAACUGCCUGCGGGUGAACACGUUUCAGGACCUGCAGAACCUCAACCUGCUCUCCCUGUACGACAACAAGCUUCAGACCAUCAGCAAGGGGCUCUUUGCCCCUCUGCAGGCCAUCCAGACGCUCCACUUAGCCCAAAACCCAUUUGUGUGCGACUGCCACUUGAAGUGGCUGGCCGACUACCUCCAGGACAACCCCAUCGAGACCAGCGGGGCCCGCUGCAGCAGCCCGCGCCGGCUGGCCAACAAGCGCAUCGGCCAGAUCAAGAGCAAGAAGUUCCGCUGCUCAGGCUCGGAGGAUUACCGCAGCAGGUUCAGCAGCGAGUGCUUCAUGGACCUCGUGUGCCCGGACAGGUGCCGCUGCGAGGGCACCAUCGUGGACUGCUCCAACCAGAAGCUGGCCCGUGUCCCAAGCCACCUCCCCGAAUACGUCACCGACCUCCGACUGAACGACAAUGAGAUAUCUGUUCUAGAGGCCACUGGUAUCUUCAAGAAGUUGCCCAACCUGCGGAAAAUAAACUUGAGUAACAACAGGAUCAAGGAGGUGAGAGAGGGUGCCUUCGACGGAGCGGCCAGCCUGCAGGAGCUGAUGCUGACAGGGAACCAGCUGGAAACGGUGCAUGGGCGCGUGUUCCGUGGCCUCAGCGGCCUCAAGACCUUGAUGCUGAGGAGUAACCUGAUCAGCUGUGUGAGCAAUGACACCUUUGCUGGCCUGAGUUCAGUGAGGCUGCUGUCCCUCUACGACAAUCGGAUCACCACCAUCACCCCCGGAGCCUUCACCACGCUCGUCUCCCUGUCCACCAUAAACCUCCUGUCCAACCCCUUCAACUGCAACUGCCACCUGGCCUGGCUCGGCAAGUGGUUGAGGAAGAGGCGAAUCGUAAGUGGGAACCCCCGGUGCCAGAAGCCCUUCUUCCUCAAGGAGAUUCCCAUCCAGGACGUGGCCAUCCAGGACUUCACCUGUGAAGGCAACGAUGAGAGCAGCUGUCAGCUGGGGCCGCGCUGCCCCGAGCAGUGCACCUGCAUGGAGACGGUGGUGCGAUGCAGCAACAAGGGGCUCCGCACCCUCCCCAAAGGCAUCCCCAAGGACGUGACGGAGCUGUACCUGGAAGGAAACCACUUAACAGCCGUGCCCAAGGAGCUGCCCACCCUCCGCCACCUGACACUCAUUGACCUGAGCAACAACAGCAUUGGCACGCUGACCAACUACACCUUCAGUAACAUGUCUCACCUCUCCACCCUGAUCCUGAGCUACAACCGGCUGCGAUGCAUCCCCAUCCACUCCUUCAACGGGCUGCGGUCCCUCCGAGUGCUAACCCUCCAUGGCAACGACAUCUCCAGCGUUCCCGAAGGCUCCUUCAAUGACCUGACCUCUCUUUCCCAUCUGGCACUGGGAACCAACCCACUCCACUGCGACUGCAGCCUGCGUUGGCUGUCGGAGUGGGUGAAGGCCGGGUACAAGGAGCCUGGCAUCGCCCGCUGCAGUAGCCCCGAGCCCAUGGCUGACCGACUCCUACUCACCACACCCACCCACCGCUUCCAGUGCAAAGGGCCAGUGGACAUCAACAUUGUGGCCAAGUGCAAUGCCUGCCUUUCCAGCCCGUGCAAGAACAACGGGACAUGUACCCAGGAUCCCGUGGAGCAGUACCGCUGCGCCUGCCCCUACGGCUACAAGGGAAAAGACUGCACGAUGCCCAUCAACACCUGCCUCCAGAACCCCUGUCUGCACGGAGGCACCUGCCACCUGAGCGAGAGCCACAGUGAUGGGUUCAGCUGCUCCUGCCCCCUGGGCUUCGAGGGGCAGCGGUGUGAGAUCAACCCAGACGACUGCGAGGACAGCGACUGUGAGAACAACGCCACCUGUGUGGACGGGAUCAACACCUAUGUGUGUGUGUGCCCACCAGAGUACACAGGUGAGCUGUGCGACGAGGUGAUCGACCACUGCGUGCCCGGGAUGAACCUCUGUCAGCACGAGGCAAAGUGCGUCUCCCUGGACAGAGGAUUCAGGUGCGAAUGUCUCCCUGGCUACAGCGGGAAGCUCUGCGAGGUGAACAGUGAUGACUGCGCAACCCACAGGUGCCGCCAUGGGGCCCAGUGCGUGGAUGCGGUCAACGGCUACACGUGCAUCUGCCCCCAGGGCUUCAGCGGGCUCUACUGCGAGCACCCCCCGCCCAUGGUCCUGCUACAGACAAGCCCCUGCGACCAGUACGAGUGCCAGAAUGGGGCCCAGUGCAUCGUGGUGCAGCAGGAGCCCACCUGCCGCUGCCCCCCGGGCUUUGCCGGCCCAAGGUGCGAGAAGCUCAUCACCGUCAACUUCGUGGGCAAGGACUCCUACGUGGAACUGGCCUCCGCCAAGGUCCGGCCCCAGGCCAACAUCUCCCUGCAGGUGGCCACGGACAAGGACAACGGCAUCCUUCUCUACAAGGGAGACAAUGACCCCCUGGCACUGGAGCUGUACCAGGGCCACGUGAGGCUCGUCUACGACAGCCUGAGCUCCCCGCCGACCACGGUGUACAGCGUGGAGACCGUGAAUGACGGGCAGUUUCACAGUGUGGAGCUGGUGAUGCUAAACCAGACCCUGAACCUGGUGGUGGACAAAGGAGCCCCCAAAAGCCUGGGGAAGCUCCAGAAGCAGCCAACAGUGGGCAUCAACAGCCCCCUCUACCUUGGAGGCAUCCCCACCUCCACGGGCCUCUCGGCCUUGCGCCAGGGCGUGGACCGGCCGCUGGGCGGCUUCCACGGCUGCAUCCACGAGGUGCGCAUCAACAACGAGCUGCAGGACUUCAAGGCCCUCCCGCCGCAGGCCCUGGGCGUCUCGCCGGGCUGCAAGUCCUGCAGCGUGUGCAGGCACGGCCUGUGCCGUGCCGUGGAGAAGGACAGCGUGGUGUGCGAGUGCCACCCAGGCUGGACCGGCCUGCUGUGCGACCAGGAGGCCCGCGACCCCUGCCUCGGCCACAGCUGCAGCCAGGGGAGAUGCGUGGCCACUGGGACCUCAUAUGUGUGCAAGUGCGCCGAGGGCUACAGAGGGGCCUUGUGUGACCACAAGAAUGACUCAGCCAACGCCUGCUCAGCCUUCAAGUGUCACCACGGGCAAUGCCACGUCUCAGAUCAAGGGGAGCCCUACUGCCUGUGCCAGCCCGGCUUUAGUGGGGAACACUGCGAACAAGAGACUCCAUGCCUGGGGGGGGUAGUCCGAGAGGUGAUCCGCCGCCAGAAAGGUUAUGCCUCGUGUGCCACAGCCUCCAAGGUGCCCUUAAUGGAAUGUCAUGGGGGCUGCGGUCCCCAGUGCUGCCAGCCCACCCGCAGCAAGCGGCGGAAAUACGUGUUCCAGUGCACAGACGGCUCCUCGUUCGUGGAAGAGGUGGAGAGACACUUAGAGUGCGGCUGCCGCCCAUGUUCCUAAGGCCCCCCGCAGCCCUUCCGCCUCCCGGACUCCAGCCGGGUGGGUGGGGACGGCCACGUGGGACACCCCCACGAGAUUCGCAGUGAAGCAGUAGAAGCUGGAAAGGAAGCAAAAGAAGAGAAUAUUAAGUAUAUUGUAAAAUAAACAAAAAAUAGAACUUAUUUUUAUUAUGGAAAGUGACUAUUUUCAUCUCUUAUUAUAUAAAUAUAUCACACCAUCUGAGUAUAUGUACCAUAUAGUGAGUUAUUUUUACCGACCUUUUUGUUCUGUGUUGUGUAUUUGUCGUGUUUUUAUAAACAGCUGUUAAAAGUUUUAAGAAAAAAGGCUAAUAAAAAUGUUUUAAAACGAAAGGAUGAGCAUAAAGAAGUGAUAGCCUGUCUGAGAAGGAAGGAGGAGGUUUAUACGUCUAGGAAACACUGUCGUCAUUAGGUCGGCAGAAAUCAGAACCUGCUUACUGAGCUCAGGAAACAGAACGAGAAGAGGAAAAGAGCGAAGGAAAAGGUUUUUCUUUGUUUCUUCCGAUUUUUAAUGACUUUUCCUUCCCUACAAGCACCCAGCUUUUCAGUCCUGGUUGCCGAGGCCCAGGAUGCCCAGUUCUUCCAGGAAAAGCCGCUGAGCACUGGCCUCUGACUCUCCCUGGGACCCAAAGCAUCGGCCGCCGCCCAUGUGCUCCAGGCCCCUGCAGGGUCUGAGCCCACUGCAGACCCCCUCCCCAUCCUGGCUGCCCUUGAUUCCAUUACAGGACUGUCUGAACUCCGCCACAGGCUUCAUCUGAGCCUGUUUUGCCAAAUCUGAAAACAGCUGCCCUUCUCCUGCCCCUCCGCAGGAAGGCAGUCCCCCUGCUGCUCCUCCAGGAACGCAGGGGUCACCAAUCUCCUCAAGCCCCAGCACUGGCCCUUCCACUGGAAGCUCUGAACCACUCUCCUCCCUCAGCCAACCUCGUACUGGGAGGCGACACUAGGAGAGCAGGCAGCCCGGCUCACUGGCAAGUUCUGGGAGGCUCCUGCCAUGGGGUACCUAGGCCUCUGACACCUGAACCUCCAGGCCUCUGUCAUGAUGACGAAGACCCCUUGCCCGUCUGUACCACUUUUCCGUGCAUAUCCACACUGCACCUUAUUCUCUCCAUGCGACCCCUGCCCCCGGCAAAAGGAAGCACUAUAACCCCAUUUCAUAGAUAAGGAAACUGAGGCCUCGCUCCAGCCCUGUACCUCUCCUUACGCCACACCUCUGAUAAGUGAACGAACCAAGCCUGGAGCCUAGACUCAAAACCCUAGAUUCCUUCUCCAGAACAGCGUAAACCCAGGAGAUGCGGGCAGUCUAAGUUCAUCAGAGAACCCCUACCAGAAAAGGAAAUGGUUUUUCCUGCUAUUUUUCCUGCUCUCAUUCUGCCUUGUUCUACCUCCUUGGUAUCCAGAAUGAUUCUAGACUGGGGGACUUACGUAUCGGGGGUGUGAGCCAGGGCAGCCUGUCUAGCCCAGACUCCACUCCAGGAACUGCCAGCCCUCCUGAAGGGGACUUGCCCCUGCCUCUUCCCCACCCUCGUCUGCCCCUUUCCACCCCAGUCAGGCUAGGGCAGAUGGUCCAGGGGCUCAGCAGCUCACACCGACCCCCGUCUCGCACCCAUUGCUCCCUCCCCCAGGAGCCUCCCCUGCAGAAGAGUCAGGGAGGAGAGUGUAGGGCCCAGUGGACCAUCCAGCUCUGGGCAUCCCCAGAGGAGCCCAGUGGUUCUCUGAGGACUGAUGGCGAGCCAAAGGCUCAAAGAAUCAAGAAGGGAGAAAGAAAAGACGGAGGAACAAAAGGCAAGUGGCAGAUAGGAAGGCAAGGAGGGAGGGAGGGAAGGAAGGAAGGAGGGAGAAG
Molecule: messenger RNA, 6598 nt
Organism: Globicephala melas (long-finned pilot whale)
Lineage: Eukaryota; Metazoa; Chordata; Mammalia; Artiodactyla; Delphinidae
Gene: SLIT3
Product: slit guidance ligand 3
Biological process (GO): axon guidance
Molecular function (GO): Roundabout binding; calcium ion binding; heparin binding
Source: RefSeq, a predicted model, not a curated record